Molecule: messenger RNA, 1492 nt
Organism: Anolis carolinensis (green anole)
Lineage: Eukaryota; Metazoa; Chordata; Lepidosauria; Squamata; Anolidae
Gene: garin2
Product: golgi associated RAB2 interactor family member 2
Exons: 7
Coding region: 316-1185 (289 amino acids)
Cellular component (GO): nucleus
Source: RefSeq, a predicted model, not a curated record
UUUUCAAACCUUUGUGACUUGUGCCACUGUUCUGACAGCAGAACAAAUCCAUUACUACCUUGCAAGAAGGAGAGGAGACAUCUGCCAGUCAGUCAUGAACGACUGAAAGGAGCUUGGCAUUUCUAGGAAUAAACCAUGGAAUGCCAAUGCAUCUUGCCAGCUUUAUAGGUCUAAUUGUAUCACAGACAACUAAUCCUCAGCUCAGCUAUCUUCAGCAUCAAAGCAGAUUUCCUAUUUGUUUUCAAAGAGAAGGUAUAACAAGAAGCAACCAGUUUUCAGAAGUCUCAUCAAAUACACAGAAUUUGUAUUCCAAUUAUGGGAGAUCUUCAAAAAGCUCUUGAGAGAGGAGAAUAUAUUCCUUUGAGAGCUCCUGUGUUUGAGAGCAAUUUUAUUCAGGUCAACAAAAGAGGUGAAUCAAUUUACCUUCACAACCGCCCCAACUAUGUAACUAUGGGCAUUUGUGCCUCCAGCCCAGAACUGCAUUUGCCAAAUGUGAUGUUGCUGGCACAUUCAACUCCUCCAUCCUCUCAGGAAAAUAUUUCAACCCGUCCAGCAAGAUCAAAGCACGUAGGCUCUGAAGACAAACUUGUACUUACCAGGUACCUGUCCUUGAAGUUGGUAGACCUUUCUGUUCACUCUGUUGAGGAGAGACGCCUCAAGCUAAGGCUGGUGAAUGGCUGUGCCUACUACCUAGCACUAUGUGCUCCACCAGAGAAGCAGACUCGUCUCUUCCAUCAGUGGAUGCAGCUCAUUGAUCGAUUGAAAUCUCAUUCUCCAUGUAAGGAAUUUGAAACCCAACAGGAAAACAAAGCCAUCAUGAACACAACACUGAAGGAAAACAAAAAUGCAAUAGAAACUGCCAUAAACCAACAAGCCAAGAAAGAACGAACAAAAACGCAAAUCAUUAAGAAAGCAUCUUCCAAGCAUGUCACUAUUUCUGACAUAGUGAUUCCUAUUGAAAAAGUUCAAGACACCCAAAGCCAACUCUAUGUCUCUAUGAAAGCUAGUGUACAUUCAAAGAAACAAGAUGUGUCUGGUAAAGAAUUAUCCAAGAAGACUGUCACAAAAAGUAAAUCAAGAGAACGAGGAUUCUUUUCCAUUUCAGAAAAAAGACUCCAAAGUUCAGCUAUUUCUGGUUUAGCUGCCCUCUUCUUGAUUAACCUUUCUUUCUCUCUUCUGCUCUAAAACAUGUCAUCGUGUUUUGUUUUAAACUCUUUUCUCUUUCUUUAUUGUCUCCUUUCCUGGGCUGUAUUUCCUCAUGUUCCUCCUGUUUCUUUACAGGAAUCCUAAAGAUGGUCAGUAAAACUGGAAUACCUUAUUACAAGUAAAAAUGAAAAAUGGAUUCUCACACAAUAUGAAAUGUGACUAAAAUGUCAAGAUAUCAAGGGAAAGUGAAGAAAAAAGGGUGUUCUGAUGAGAGACAAGACAUAAAUCUUGAAUAUGUAGUAAUGUUCUAUUCCAAUAUCAAAGCAUUAAACAUUCCUGAAACAUA